This is a messenger RNA of Westerdykella ornata, 1290 nucleotides long. RefSeq names its product SEP-domain-containing protein. Gene Ontology annotation, molecular function: ubiquitin binding. Gene Ontology annotation, cellular component: cytosol; nucleus. Lineage: Eukaryota; Fungi; Ascomycota; Dothideomycetes; Pleosporales; Sporormiaceae. The record is from RefSeq and is a predicted model, not a curated record. The transcript has 3 exons. Gene Ontology annotation, biological process: membrane fusion; Golgi organization; nuclear membrane reassembly. Bases 1 to 1290 code for a protein of 429 amino acids.
AUGUCUUCCGGCUCAGCAGCAGCAGACCACGACGAUCUUGUAGCUCAACUCUCAUCCUUGACAGGUCUCCCUCCUUUCGAAGCAGAACAGUACCUCUCAGCAGCAAACGGCGAUUUUCAGACGGCUGCAUCACUCUUCUUCGACGGCGAUUCCGGCUCUCUAGAGAACGAGGCAUCGGAAGGUCAGCGCAAUAUGGCUGGAAACAACAAUAAUCCUGAAGAGAGCGGCGAUGCGGGUGCCACCCCUCCAGUUCCUCAACCAGGCGGCGGAAGGACGCUUGGAGGAGCGUAUGUUCCGCCUGCGGCGUCGUCGUCUUCGGCUUCACAGGGUCAACAGAGGAGGCAGCCGCAGCGGGGAUUGAGGACGUUGAGGGAUUUGCAGCAGUCUGGGGGUUCGGGACAUGGACAUGGGCACGAGCAUGAUGAUGACGAGGAUGAGGACGAUGGGGAUGAGAAUCAGGAUUUCUUUACUGGAGGAGAGAAGUCUGGACUCGCAGUGCAGAACCCGGGGCAGGGGAGUUCGAGAGAUUACAUCAACAACAUCCUGAGGAGGGCAAGACAGAACGCGCCGCGUCCAGGCGGCGACGACGAACAACGACCUCAGUCACGCUUUAGGGGCGCCGGCGUCACCCUGGGAGGCGACGACACAGAAAGCCGCAUCAUUCCCGAUCCGAACGCUUCCAUGCCUCCGCCUCCACCCCGCGCUAAUCGUCAACUGCAUCUCUGGCGCGACGGCUUCUCCGUCGAUGACGGCCCGUUGUACCGCUAUGACGACCCUGCUAAUGCACGCACCCUCGAAAUGAUCAAUACGGGCCAUGCCCCAUUGCACAUUCUGAACGUCGAGCAGGGCCAAGAGGUCGACGUGGAGGUUCACCCGCACAAGGACGAGGACUACAAGCCGCCAAAGAAGAAGUACGUUCCCUUCUCCGGUGCCGGCCAGCGCCUAGGAAGUCCCACCCCCGGUGUGACAUCUGCCGCUCCUCCCGCUCCGGCUGCAACGUCUAGUACCACCGGGUCCGCGCAACCGACCGUCGAAAUCGAUGAUUCGGUUCCGACCAUCACUUUGCAGAUUCGGCUGGGCGAUGGCACCAGGUUGCAGUCCAGGUUCAAUACUACGCAUACGGUUGGCGAUGUGUACGGGUUCGUGACGGCGGCGAAUCCAGCAAGUCGUGAGAGGCCGUUUGCGCUUAUGACGACCUUUCCGAGCAAGGAGCUGGCGGAUAAGGCGCAGGUGCUGGGGGAGAUGGCGGAGUUUAAGAGGGGUGGGGUGGUGGUGCAGAAGUGGGUGUAG